AAUAUUUAUAUACUUUUUCAUUUCUAACCCAUCUCCUGUCAGUUGCCAGUGGCCGUAAUCCAUCUCCUCUCUCUCUCUCUCUCUCUUUCUCUCUCUCUCUAUUUGGUCCGUUUGCAUCAGCCAUUUUUCCUUGAAUUGCUUAGAUCCGAUUUCUCUCUCUCUCCCAGUCUCUUUCUCUAUUGCGUGUUCUGGCAUCAACAAUCAUCGAUUGAAUUCCGUAGAUCCGCAUCGCCAAACCCCACGCACCGACACCAAUCCGGAUCCAGGACCGAUCCGACAUUGUAUGGCAGCGUCACGGCGGCUCCGGGAGCUCCAAUCGCAAUCCGGAAACAAGAUCUGCGUCGAUUGCUCCCAAAAGAACCCCCAAUGGGCGUCGGUGUCGUACGGCAUAUUCAUGUGCCUCGAGUGCUCCGGCAAGCACCGGGGCCUCGGCGUCCACAUCUCCUUCGUCCGAUCGGUCACCAUGGAUUCCUGGUCCGAGAUCCAGCUCAAGAAGAUGGAGCUCGGAGGCAACGAGAAGUUCAAUAAUUUUGUCUCGCAGUACGGCGUCCCCAAGGAGACCGACAUUGUUGCCAAGUACAACACCAAGGCCGCCGCCGUCUACCGCGAUCGCAUCCAGGCGCUUGCCGAAGGCAAGCCCUGGCGCGAUCCUCCGGUGGUCAAAGAAUCGUUGAAUUCCAAUAAGAAUAGUUACAGUAGUAAGCCCCCUUUGAGCGGCAGGAAUGGUAAUUCCGGGGGCGAUGCGGGCUGGGAUAGUUGGGAUAGCUUCGACGACGGCGCGAAUAGUAAUAUCAGGAGGAAUAAUACGGUGGGAGAUUUUAGGAGCGGAGGAAGUGGCGGCAACGCGCCAUCGCGGUCCAAGUCGACGGACAACAUGUAUUCACGGGCGGAGUUAGAGGCGUCCGCGGCGAAUAAAGGGGAUUUCUUCGCGAGGAAGAUAUCGGAAAAUCAGUCGAGGCCGGAGGGGCUCCCGCCCUCACAAGGUGGCAAGUAUGUGGGUUUUGGAUCCAGUCCAUCGCCUGCCCCUAUGAAGAAUGCCGAUGGGGAUGUCCUUUCGGUUGUUUCUCAGGGAUUUGGCAUGUUAUCAAUGGUGGCUGCAUCAGCGGCCCAGUCGGCCGCGAAUGUUGUUCAAGCUGGAACUAAGGAGAUAUCCUCCAAGGUAAGAGAUGGGGGUUAUGAUCACAAGGUGAAUGAAACUGUCAAUGUUGUUACUGCAAAGACAUCGGAGAUAGGGCAGAAAACAUGGGGGAUUGUUAAAGGGGUAAUGGCUCUGGCCUCCCAGAAGGUUGAGGAGUAUACAAAAGAAGGCUCUGGCUCCGGCUCCGGCUCUGGCUGGCCGCGGAAUGAGAGUGAAAAUAAUGGUUAUUAUCAGGAUUUUGGGCAGGAGUCUAAGGGAUACAAUUCUUCUGUUGGUGUGCAAUCAUCAUCGAGUCAGCAAUUUAACUCUGUUAGCUCUGGUUCAUGGGAUGAUUGGGAUGCCAAAGACAGCAAGAAAGAGGAGUCACCAAAGGGGACGACCUUCCAGAACGGAGAUAGCUGGGCAGGCUGGGGGGAUGACGGUAAAGAUGAUGGAUUUGAUGAUUUUUAUCAGAGUGCACCUGAGAAGAAGUCAGUUGGUUAUAAUGGAAAAUCCGACAGCAAUUGGUCGGAGGGUGGGUUUAUAUGAGGUUAGAAUAUCUCAUUCCCUUCCUCCCCAUUUGUUUGAUUUUCCAGAUUAUUUCACUAUAAACCAUCUGUGGUGGGUUUGUGGAUGAAAGGAGGGUCUAAAAUUGUAAAACUUCCUGUAGUGGACCUGCGGCGCCCAAGAUACUGUAAGGACCACUUAUUUGUGUUGCGAAGACAACUUUUUUCCCAUUCUAAGAUUUAUUUUAGACUGCAUUAAGAUUUGCAUUUACGAUAGUUGGGUUUUGAUUAUAUAUUCUCUGUAUUUAUUAUGAUUUACACUAGCUACAUUGAAUUCUAUACAUCUUGUUUUCUUACUCAA
Messenger RNA from Salvia miltiorrhiza (redroot sage), 1984 nucleotides. RefSeq names its product probable ADP-ribosylation factor GTPase-activating protein AGD6. The transcript is spliced from 3 exons. NCBI's taxonomy places the organism in Eukaryota, Viridiplantae, Streptophyta, Magnoliopsida, Lamiales, Lamiaceae. The record is from RefSeq and is a predicted model, not a curated record. Gene Ontology annotation, molecular function: GTPase activator activity. Bases 284 to 1666 code for a protein of 460 amino acids. Gene Ontology annotation, biological process: vesicle-mediated transport.